AUGAGUCUGCAAACAGACUUCGGCCCCGAUUCUGGGGGCAGAGUAAAGGGCUUAGUUAUCGUUAAGCCGAUAGUAUACGGUAAUAUAGCACGUUACUUUGGCAAGAAGCGUGAAGAAGAUGGCCAUACACAUCAAUGGACAGUUUACGUCAAGCCGUAUGCCAACGAAGACAUGAUGGCUUAUAUUAAAAAGGUUCAUUUCAAACUACACGAAAGCUAUGCAAACCCUAACAGAAUAGUCACAAAACCGCCUUACGAGUUGACAGAGACCGGAUGGGGUGAAUUCGAAAUUGUCAUUAAACUAUACUUCCAUGAUCCUAAUGAACGGCCAGUAACACUCUAUCACAUCCUGAAGCUGUUCCAAUCACCGGUAUCAGAUGGUGCUCCACCAGUCAUUGGACGUGCACUUGUCAGCGAGUCUUACGAAGAGAUAGUGUUUCAGGAACCCACACAGCUUAUGCAACACCUCUUGAGUAAUGUGAAGCCUAUUACUAACGGACCUUGGAAUCAUGAUACCGAUUUUGAAGAUAAGAAAGAGAAGACUUUGCAAAAGAUUAUAACCUCACACUCAAAAGUCCGUAGUGAAAUAACAGAUUUAAAAGAAAAACUGCACCUGGCAAAGGAAACCAUUUCGAAGUUCAAGGAUGAAAUAGCCAAACUACAAAACAGUGGCAGCACAAGCAUGAUGACAGGAUUGUAA
Molecule: messenger RNA, 699 nt
Organism: Arctia plantaginis
Lineage: Eukaryota; Metazoa; Arthropoda; Insecta; Lepidoptera; Erebidae
Source: the annotation of a GenBank genome assembly